GGAGAACAUAAGACUCAUGGAGUGAGAUGGCCCCCUGCGUGUGGGUCUUGCCUUUCUCUGAGGCUAAGUCCGAAUUUCCAAUGUUCCCAGUAACGAGAGGCUCGAGGGUGUUGGUUGGACUUAGACUGUGCGCGCGCCGGAAACAGCGGAGCCGACCGCCAUCUUGGCCUUUUGACUCCAUUUUCGGACUACAUUUCCCAGCGGCCCACAAGGGUGCAGGGUUGCCCCUCGGUCCGCUUGUGGGACCCUCGGCCUUGGGGCAAGAAAAGAACAAGUGGAGUGACCCUCGGUCCUGCACGCGGGGUUGUGCUACUCCGUCGCAUCUGUGAGUGUCUGAGUGGACUGUCCAGGCUAGUCCGGAGUCCUGAGCCGGUUGCGGCUCUUCUUAGAGACAUCCCUACAAGAGAGAGGAAUGGCUGCUGGUCAAGCUAAAUUCAAGGGAUCAGUGGUAUUCAGUGAUGUGGCCAUAGACUUCUCUCAGGAAGAGUGGGAAUGCCUGGACUCAACUCAGAGGAAUUUAUACAGAGAUGUGAUGCUGGAGAAUUACAGCAAUCUGGUGUCAAUGGGAUUUUAUAUUCCUAAACCUCAAGUUAUCUCUUUACUGGAACAAGGGAAGGAGCCCUGGAUGACUGGCAGAGAGCUGACAAGAGGCCUGUGUUCAGAUCUGGAAUCAAUGUGUGAAACCAAGCUAUUAUCUCUAAAGAAGGAACUUUAUGAAAUAGAAUCAUGCCAGAGGGAUAUAAUGGGAUUUUCAAAGCAUGGCAUUGAGUACUCCAAUUUCAAAGAUGUUUUGGAAUAUAGAGGCCACUUUGAAAGACCACUGGGAUAUCAAAAUGGGCAGUUUGGCCAAGAAAUUUUCACUAGUGAAUACAUGCCCACAUUUAUUCAACAGACAUAUUUUACUCUGCAUCAAAUAAUUAAUAGUGAAGAUAAACCCUAUGAAUGUAAGAAGUGUGGAAAGGUCUUUAGCCAGAAUUCACAAUUUAUUCAGCAUCAGAGAAUUCAUGUAGGUGAAAAGUCUUAUGAAUGUAAAGAAUGUGGAAAAUUUUUUAGUUGUGGCUCACAUGUUACUCGACAUCAGAAAAUUCAUACUGGUGAAAAACCCUUUGAAUGUAAGGAAUGUGGAAAGACCUUCAGUUGUAGCUCUUACCUUUCUCAACAUCAAAGAAUUCACACUGGUAAGAAACCUUAUGAAUGUAAAGAAUGUGGGAAGGCCUUUAGUUACUGCUCAAAUCUUAUUGACCACCAGAGAAUCCACACAGGUGAAAAGCCUUAUGAAUGUAAAGUAUGUGGGAAAGCUUUUACUAAGAGCUCACAACUUUUUCAACAUGUGAGAAUUCAUACAGGUGAGAAACCCUAUGAAUGUAAGGAGUGUGGCAAAGCUUUCACUCAGAGCUCAAAACUUGUUCAGCAUCAGAGAACUCAUACUGGUGAGAAACCCUAUGAAUGCAAAGAUUGUGGCAAAGCUUUUAGUAGUGGCUCAGCACUUACUAAUCAUCAAAGAAUCCACACAGGUGAGAAACCCUACGAUUGUAAGGAAUGUGGGAAAGCUUUCACACAAAGCUCACAACUUCGUCAACAUCAGAGAAUUCAUGCUGGUGAGAAACCCUUUGAAUGUCUCAAAUGUGGGAAGGCUUUUACUCAAAACUCACAACUUUUUCAACAUCAAAGAAUUCAUACAGAUGAAAAGCCAUAUGAAUGUAAUGAAUGUGGAAAGGCCUUUAAUAAAUGCUCAAACCUUACAAGACAUCAAAGAAUUCACAGUGGGGAGAAGCCCUACAAUUGUAAAGAAUGCGGGAAGGCCUUCACUAGUGGCUCUGAUCUCAUUCAUCAUCAGCGAAUUCACACAGGUGAGAAACCUUAUGUUUGCAACCAAUGUGGAAAAGCCUUCCGUCAAAAGACAGCACUUACUCUUCAUGAGAAAACACAUAUAGAAGGGAAACCUUUUAUUUGUAUGGACUGUGGUAAGUCUUUCCGUCAAAAAGCAACUCUAACUAGACAUCACAAAACACAUACAGGGGAGAAAGCCUAUGAAUGUACACAAUGUGGAAGUGCUUUUAGAAAGAAGUCAUAUCUCACUGAUCAUCAGAGAACUCACACAGGAGAGAAACCAUAUCAAUGUAGUGAAUGUGGGAAAGCAUUUAUACAAAAGACAACCCUCACUGUACAUCAAAGAACUCACACAGGAGAGAAACCUUACACUUGCAAUGAAUGUGGGAAGUCCUUCUGCCAAAAGACAACUCUCACUCUCCAUCAAAGAAUUCAUACAGGGGAAAAGCCCUACAUUUGUAAUGAAUGUGGGAAGUCUUUUCGCCAGAAGGCAAUACUCACUGUCCAUCAGAGAAUACAUACAGGUGAGAAAUCCAAUGGUUGUUCUCAGUGUGGAAAAGCCUUUAGUAGGAAAUCAAACCUCAUUCGUCAUCAGAAAACUCACACAGGAGAGAAACCAUAUGAAUGUAAAGGAUGUGGGAAGUUCUUCAGUUGUAGGUCAAACCUCAUUGUUCAUCAGAAAACUCACAAGGUAGAAAUCACAGGAAUUCAGUAACAGAUGUGGAUUUUUUUUUUUGGGGGGGGGAAACACAAACUUUUACAGUAAACCCUGAUCAUACUUCAUCUUGCAACUGAAAUAUUAUUCAACAGUUAAAGAUGCUUUACCACACAUUUAUCUAUUCUUUGCUAGUCUAUAUAACAAGUCACUGAAAAUGCAAGCCCAAAAUUUUAAUAGAGUCAGUAAACUUCACUUGAUACAUCUGAAAUUGCUCAUUUUCUAUUCCUUUGCAUAUUGCAGAACCAGUUGUAAGUAAUUGAUUGUCAAUGAUCCAAGGGCCAUGCUAUGAGCAGAAAUGCUUCUAAAAGAAGGGAAAUGUAAACUAUUUCACAUUGCAAAUAUGAAAUAAAAAUUAGCUGAUAUAUCCUCAAAGUUAAUCACAGUUCUGACUUGUAUUAUAAAUUAGUUUCUGCAAUUUAUAAAUUUUAUAUGAACUGGAUUAUAUAGCAUGCAUCAUUUAAUUCAUUAUGGUCUUUAAAGCUCAUCACUAUUGCAUGUGAUAGAAGGUCCUUUAUUUUCAUUCUAUAUAGAAUUCCAUUAUAUGAUAACAUAAUUUAUGCAGUCUACUAUUGGACUUUUUCACUGUUUAAUAUAGGGGUAUAAUAAGUAAUUCUUCUGUGGAGAUAUUUGUCUCUUCAUUCAAGUACAUAUAUUCAUUUGCAUGUAUAUAAUCUUAGGAGUAGAAUUGCCAUGUCCUGGGACACAUGUAUGUU
Messenger RNA from Erinaceus europaeus (western European hedgehog), 3261 nucleotides. Its product is annotated as zinc finger protein 383. The record is from RefSeq and is a predicted model, not a curated record. The coding region runs from base 413 to 2545 and encodes 710 amino acids. The transcript is spliced from 6 exons. Gene Ontology annotation, molecular function: RNA polymerase II cis-regulatory region sequence-specific DNA binding; DNA-binding transcription factor activity, RNA polymerase II-specific. Lineage: Eukaryota; Metazoa; Chordata; Mammalia; Eulipotyphla; Erinaceidae. Gene Ontology annotation, biological process: negative regulation of transcription by RNA polymerase II; regulation of immune system process; regulation of cytokine production.